AUGGAAAAGGCUUUGUCCUCCCUCAUGACCAACAUCACCUAUUACAGCACUGACUCUGAGAUUGAGGAGACAAACACAUCUGGAGGGGGACCGGAGACAGUCAUCGUACCUGUGCUGUUUGGGUUAAUCUUCUUCCUGGGCAUGGUGGGGAACACGCUGGUGUUGGUGGUCCUAGGGCGCCUCCGGCCAGUAGGGCGGCCCUCACGCAGCGCCACCAACAUCUUCAUCCUCAACCUGAGCAUUGCCGACUUCUCCUUCCUGCUCUUCUGCGUCCCUUUCCAGGCGACCAUCUACUCCUUGCCCGAGUGGGUCUUUGGCGCUUUCUUCUGCAAAUGGGUGCACUACCUAGCCAUGACCACCAUGCUGGUCAGCAUAUUCACCCUGGUGGCCAUGUCGGUGGACAGAUACAUCGCCGUGGUGCACGCCAAGCGCUCGCUGUGCAUCCGCAGCAAGCGCAACGCCACCAUGGGGGUGGCCGCCAUCUGGGUCCUCUCCCUGCUCUUCGCCAUCCCCGUGGCUCAGCACCAGUCCCUCGUGAGCGGGCACUACCAGGCGCCCAACAGUUCCUUCUGCUGGGAACAGUGGGCUGGCAACUCCACAGCCAAGCAAAUCUACAAGGUUACCAUCCUGAUUGUGGGCUACCUGUUGCCGCUGAUGCUCAUCACUUGUUGUUAUGCCAAGGUUCUGUAUCAUCUUCAUAAAAAGGUGAAGAAUAUUUCAAGGACAUCGGUGAGAUCAAAAAGAAAGACAGCACAAACAGUUCUACUUGUGGUUGCCGUGUUCCUGAUCUCCUGGCUACCUCACCACAUCAUCACCAUGUGGGUAGAGUUUGGGCGUUUCCCAUUGAACAAUUUCUCCUUUACCUUCCGUAUAAUAUCCCACUGCUUAGCCUACGGGAACUCCUGCAUCAACCCGAUCAUCUACGCUUUCUUGUCCGAGAAUUUCCGCAAAGCCUGCCGGCAAGUCUUCGCUUGCAAGCUUCUCCUUCAGCCAGCCCCUAAAGAGAAGUUGGUGAGGAUUCGUAUGGAGAACUUUUCCACCACUCAUUCGACAAUUAAUGCCUGA
Eublepharis macularius is the source of this 1065-nucleotide messenger RNA. RefSeq names its product galanin receptor type 1-like. Gene Ontology annotation, molecular function: G protein-coupled peptide receptor activity. Gene Ontology annotation, cellular component: membrane. NCBI's taxonomy places the organism in Eukaryota, Metazoa, Chordata, Lepidosauria, Squamata, Eublepharidae. The transcript has 3 exons. Bases 1 to 1065 code for a protein of 354 amino acids. Gene Ontology annotation, biological process: neuropeptide signaling pathway. The record is from RefSeq and is a predicted model, not a curated record.